ACAGCUCCUAAGAUCGAGGCAAACACGCACGCGCAUGUGCCGUCCUUGGCUAAUUCAAAUUGUAUCUUUUGGUCUCAACCAUGGCAAAAUUAGAGGGCAGAUAUCCAUUUGGCGUGACUAUGUGGACAUUGUGAGUUGUGAAGUCCAGGUCACAGCCAACCGGAGGCGCAGGAGACCCAAUUUUAGCCUGGCUGUGGACUCAUUUCAGCUCCGCCGUGUCAGGCACAAUCCUACAGCUGAGCUUCGCCCGGCGCAGUCAUAUACUGCCUCUUCUGCCUUCCUCUUUCUCUUUUAAGAUCAGAACACCGCAUCUGAAAGGGGCGAGCCCGCAACAAAUCAAUUGGCACAGAAGCCUUCGUUACCCCUCCGAUACCCCACCAUGGCCGAUUCAAUCAAGGCGGAGAUCGCGACAAUCGAGAAGAAGAUUGAAGAUCUCCAGGCGCAGCUAGUAGACGCAAAGGCAAGAUUACAGAAGAGCCAGAAUGAGUCGGCUGCAAGCGACGAGUUGGCAAACAUGUCGCCGGAGCAGAAGAUGGAUCUCAUCAAGGUCAACUUGAAGGAGGUGCUCAACCCCGAAAUUAUGGAGGCAGCACUCAAAGAAGGCAGACCACUCAAGGUCUACUGGGGGACUGCAACCACAGGCAGGCCACACUGCGGAUACUUUGUGCCUAUCCUCAAGCUCGCGCAGUUCCUCUCUGCUGGUUGCCACGUCAAGAUUCUUCUCGCAGACAUUCAUGGCUUCCUCGACAACCUGAAAGCCCCUAUCGAGCUCGUCAAGUUCCGCGCUGAGUACUACCGCUUCACCAUCACCGCCCUCCUCAGAGCCGUCAACGUUCCCAUCGACCGUCUCGAGUUCGUCCUCGGGUCCUCAUACGAGCUGAAGCCUGAUUAUAUGAUGGAUGUGCUCCGCCUAGCUUCUAUCACCUCUGAACACGACGCAAAGAGGGCUGGCGCUGAAGUCGUCAAGCAAACCGACAACGCCCCUUUGUCCGGUCUACUCUACCCACUCAUGCAAGCCCUUGACGAGCAGUAUCUUGAUGUCGAUAUGCAAUUCGGCGGCGUCGACCAACGCAAAAUCUUCGCUCUCGCAAAGGACAUCCUCCCCAAGAUUGGCUACAAAGAGCGCGCCCACUGCAUGAACCCUAUGGUCCCUGGUCUUCAAGGUGGCAAGAUGAGCGCCUCAGACCCCGACUCCAAGAUCGACGUUCUCGACAACGAAGAUAUCGUCAGGCGCAAACUCAAGAAGGCGCACGCCGCCCCCAAGGUCGUCGAGGAGAAUGGAAUUCUCUCGUUCGUCGAGUACGUUCUCCUGCCGGCGUCCUACCUUCGCCACGGAGAAACCAAGUUUGUAGUUCCCCGUCGCGACGCUGAGCCGCUUGAGUACACGUCGAUCGCCCAGAUGCACGCAGACUACAAGGCGGACAUUCUCUCACCGCAAACCCUGAAGCCGGCUGUCAUCGAUGCACUCAACGCGCUGCUCAAGCCGGUGCAGGAGGAGUUUCAGAAUAGCGCCGAGUGGAAGGAAAUCGAGCAGAAAGCCUACCCGCCGCCGCCGGCAGAGAAGAAAAAAGAGAAGAAGGUCAAGAACAAGGGCACCUUCCAUCCAGGCGCCAAGAAGGUGGAAGCCAAGCCUGAUGGGCAUGUCGAGGGCACGGAUAAGGCCGAAGUUGAGAUCGGCGCAGAAGGUGGGGCGAAGGCGAUUGAGGGCCUGACGCUGGAGGAUAAGAAAUAAUGCAUCUCAAGUGUCCUUAUAUCAGUGCGUGACGGACCUUAGAUGUCGGGCAAUAGGCGCCCAAGAAGCAUAGCUACAUAUGAAUGACGAUGAUCAUGGCACAAUCUCAAUGAUGCGCAUCAUGGGUGGAGACUCUUUAGACCGCACGAGAGCAAGGGCUGAAAAGACGUAAAAGU
Boeremia exigua is the source of this 1908-nucleotide messenger RNA. RefSeq lists its product as uncharacterized. The coding region runs from base 380 to 1732 and encodes 450 amino acids. Gene Ontology annotation, biological process: tyrosyl-tRNA aminoacylation. Gene Ontology annotation, molecular function: ATP binding; tyrosine-tRNA ligase activity. The record is from RefSeq and is a predicted model, not a curated record. Lineage: Eukaryota; Fungi; Ascomycota; Dothideomycetes; Pleosporales; Didymellaceae. The transcript has 2 exons.